This is a messenger RNA of Populus nigra (black poplar), 2066 nucleotides long. Its product is annotated as scarecrow-like protein 32. The record is from RefSeq and is a predicted model, not a curated record. Bases 295 to 1644 code for a protein of 449 amino acids. The transcript has a single exon. Gene Ontology annotation, cellular component: nucleus. NCBI's taxonomy places the organism in Eukaryota, Viridiplantae, Streptophyta, Magnoliopsida, Malpighiales, Salicaceae. Gene Ontology annotation, molecular function: DNA-binding transcription factor activity; sequence-specific DNA binding. Gene Ontology annotation, biological process: regulation of DNA-templated transcription.
CUCUCUGCAAAUCCCAACAUGUUUAUAGCACUAAAGUUAGCUAUAGAUGGAUUUGCUAAACACAGACCUCAUCUUUCUUGAAGAACUUUGGAUCCACAAAUAGAUAAAACCUAGCUCUUCAAUCCCAACUACCAAUAUUCAUCAGACAAGUGUAAAAAAUGAACAAAUCCAAAGGGCUUUCCUCUCUAGCAUCCUCUUAGUUUUCUUUUGAAGCUACCACACCUUCCAUGCACGUUAAUUAAAAUCAACAAAAACCCUAACACUUCUUCUUUAUUAGAUCUCCUUUUGUUAGCCAUGAAAACUGAACUGAGAGGAAACAGUAAUACCUCCAUUUCUCUACAAAAUCCUAGUCUCUUCAACAACCCUCAAAGCUCUCUCUCCGGUGCACUUAAAGGGUGUCUUGGUAGCCUUGAUGGAGCCUGUAUAGAGAAGCUUCUACUUCAUUGUGCUAGUGCCUUAGAACACAAUGAUGGGACUUUGGCUCAACAAGUGAUGUGGGUGCUCAACAAUGUUGCUUCUUUGGUUGGUGACCCUAACCAAAGGCUCACUUCUUGGUUUCUUAGGGCACUUAUCUCCAGGGCAUCCAAGGUUUGUCCUACCGCGAUGAAUUUUGAUGGUAGCAGCACAAUUCGGAGGAGGAACAUGCCUGUCACCGAGCUUGCCGUGUACGUUGAUCUUAUCCCUUGGCACAGGUUUGGAUUUUGUGCGUCAAACAGUGCUAUUUUGAAGGCAAUUGAAGGUUACUCUAAAGUUCAUAUCUUAGAUUUUAGCAUCACUCAUUGUAUGCAGUGGCCUACUCUUAUAGAUGCUUUAGCUAUAAGGCCCGAAGGUCCUCCUUCACUUAGGAUUACAGUUCCCUCUUGUAGACCACCAGUCCCUCCUUUUCUUAAUGUAUCAUGUCAAGAAGUUGGUCUCCGUUUGAGCAAUUUCGCCAAAUAUAGGGAUGUUCCUUUUGAAUUCAAUGUGUUUGAUCAUGACCCAUCUUCUUUUGCUUCAAGUGAAAUUAUGUCCCAGGAAUCUUCUCGUGACUUUCAUUUCGAGUCAUUGUUGAAUCACUUGACUCCUACAAUGCUAGACCUUAGAGACGAUGAGGCCUUGGUGAUAAAUUGCCAAAACUGGUUAAGAUACUUGUCUGAUGAGGAAAAGGGAAAUAGUGUUCAAAAUUCUUCCUUAAGAGACGCUUUCCUUUGUACAGUAAAAGGUUUCAAUCCUUGUAUUGUAGUUGUUGUCGAUGAAGAUUCUGAUUUAAGUGCACCAAGCCUCUCUUCCAGGAUCCCUACUUGCUUCAAUUUUCUAUGGAUACCAUUCGAUGCUUUGGAAACUUUCUUACUUAAAGAUAGUAGCCAAAGGAUGGAAUAUGAGUCUGAUAUUGGUCAUAAAAUCGAAAAUAUUAUCAGUUUUGAAGGGGCUCAAAGGAUAGAGAGAUUAGAAUCUGGGAUUAAAUUAGCACAAAGGAUGAAAAAUGCAGGGUUUUCAAGCGUUCCAUUCUGUGAAGACACAAUUGGUGAAGUUAGAUCCUUGCUAGAAGAGCAUGCUAGUGGGUGGGGCAUGAAAAGAGAAGAAGAUCAUAUGCUGGUGCUCACAUGGAAGGGCCACAACUCAGUUUUUUCCACAGCUUGGGUUCCAAAUGGUUUACAGGAUUAAAUGGGUCUGGAUUACUUGACGAUAAAAUGUCAAAACAAUGUGGCAUAAGCGGCUACAUAAUCUGGGGCAAGAUGGUGACGGGGUUGGUUAAUUUAAUUUUCUUCCUCUAAGAAGGUCCAGAUGAAGAUCAUGCAAUGACAAAGAGAAUUGCUUUCCCUCUUUGUCAAGAGGCUACCUAUGGGCCCAAGACAAGUAGGGCAUGCAUCGGCAGUAUUUUGAGAAUGACCUCAUGUUUACCUAUGUAUUUUCUCUCUGGGCAUGAGCACAUGGAAAAGCAAAGAGAGAAAUGUACAUUUUGUCUUUGCAUCAGACAAAAUCCUCUGUCACUUUGUUUUCCCAUCCUUGUGUUUAAAGAGGUUUGAAAAUAACUUGCUAGCAUACCUAGCCCUUUCUUAAUCAACAUUGCUGUUAUUUGUCCUUGA